AGGCCAAAAGGGUGCGGCUCGUUGCUAAGGGGACACUCAGGUGCUCCGCCGGUCUCCUGUGUCCAUAGCUGGCUCGCUUACGAUACCAAGAAAUAAAAGACACAUGGCUGUCCGAAACGGAAAAGACUAAACUAAAAAAGAUAAUAAUGAUAAUAGAAAGACCUCCUGGUUUCGUCGAGGACGUAGGAGGAAACACGGCCAGGACGGGCAAGCAGGAGGCAUUGCUCAUUACGGGGCAGGCAAAUGCGUGCAUACGCUUCCAUAGUUGGGCACUGCAGAGGCGAGUUUCCCAGCUCACACACACACCUUUAACUUUGUAAAGGGUUUGUGUGUGUGUUAAGGGCGUGAGCGAGGCUAGCUACCCCGUUUGCGUUAUCUGCGGAGCGAAGGUAUCCGAUAAGAGGGGACAGGAAGGCGGCGCCGGAUGCAGCGAGCUCGCUUGCAACCCGCAGCCCCAACUGCCACAGAGACACCGCCAACGCUCCAACAGCAACACCGCAACCGACGCCCGACCGCGACGAAGGCCUCCCUUUACAGCAACGACCGACUCAAAGCACACCUCUUCACUGAGCUGCCGACGGAGGAGACCUUCCUGCGGUGGAAUUCCUGGCGGCGAAGGGCGUCGACCUCAACGCCAGAAACUGCUAUGGGCGAGGUGGCAGCCGAGGUGGCAGCCGAGGGCGAGGUGGCAGCCGAGGGCGAGGUGGCAGCCGAGGGCGAGGCGGCAGCCGAGGCGGCAGCCGAGGGCGAGACGUGGAAUUCCUGGCGGCGAAGGGCGUCGACCUCAACGCCAGAACCAAGAAUGAAAGCACACCUCUUCACUGAGCUGCCGACGGAGGAGACCUUCCUGCGGUGGAAUUCCUGGCGGCGAAGGGCGUCGACCUCAACGCCAGAAACUGCUAUGGGAGAACAGGCGUGCAUUGGGCAAGUCGCCGUGGACAGCGGAGGAUGCUGGAAGCUCUCGCGGCGAGCGGGGCCGACGUGGACCCCGUCUGCAAUGCGGGCGACACGCCUCUCCACGACGCAGCUUCAAGUGGGAAGCUUCUGGCGGUGGGCGCCCUGAUUGGCCUCGGGGCGUCCACCAGCAAGACGAAUAAGGAUGGGAAGAC
Molecule: messenger RNA, 1109 nt
Organism: Penaeus vannamei (Pacific white shrimp)
Lineage: Eukaryota; Metazoa; Arthropoda; Malacostraca; Decapoda; Penaeidae
Source: RefSeq, a predicted model, not a curated record